AUGAAACUAUCAGGAAAUCGUAGUGCUCCUGGUUCUUAUAGAAGUGGAGCAUAUCGUGGAUUCAGACCAACUUCUUAUGAAGACGAAAUUACUGCAUCCCGAUUGGAAACUGGGUGCCCGGGAUGUUGCAUUGGACCACCAGGAAAGCCAGGUCUCCCAGUACUUGCUGGAAAGCCUGGAAUGCCAGGAACCACUCCAAACCAGACCUGUCCACUCAACCAGGUCUGUUAUCCACCACCAUGUCUAAAGGGAUCACCAAGAACCAAGAGAUGGCCAGGAUUUAAAGGAGACGUCGACCAGAACCACGUGGACCAUCAGGAAAUCUUGAAACUCAGAUCGUCAAUUACUUGCUAG
Molecule: messenger RNA, 354 nt
Organism: Caenorhabditis briggsae
Lineage: Eukaryota; Metazoa; Nematoda; Chromadorea; Rhabditida; Rhabditidae
Exons: 1
Coding region: 1-354 (117 amino acids)
Source: RefSeq, a predicted model, not a curated record